This is a messenger RNA of Cydia splendana, 1688 nucleotides long. RefSeq lists its product as uncharacterized. The coding region runs from base 211 to 954 and encodes 247 amino acids. NCBI's taxonomy places the organism in Eukaryota, Metazoa, Arthropoda, Insecta, Lepidoptera, Tortricidae. The transcript has 5 exons. The record is from RefSeq and is a predicted model, not a curated record.
GUAAACAGUUGGGAUUGAUAAGUCAAGGAGAGAGGACGUCGCGUCCCUAACAAAACUUGUCUACGUAUUCAACUACGCGAAGUUGUGAACGUUCAAUUAAAAAAUAUAAACUGAAGUUGAGAUGUGUUAAGUGAGCUAGGAUUGAAAAGUGAUUGAAGUGAACAUUGAAAUAAAUUAAAAUUUGUACAAAUAUAACAUUUUGCUAACAAAAUGUGUAAAUACAUGGUUAUCGGGCUUCUUGUUAGCUUGAUUUUGACUUCAGCGGGAGCCAACGAGAACUGCAACAAAGACAUGCUGCAGCGAUGCGCCAUGGAUCUGCCUGUGCUAAAUUCACCGGAGAUCUCCUUCGCCUUAACUAGGGAAGAACUAGACAAGAGUUGCAUAAAACUCCACUCUGGCAUAACCUGCAUCGAUAACUACACAAGCGCCUGCAUGAGCAGACACGAACAGACCGUCUUCCGCAAAAUCUACUCCGGAAUCAGCGAUGGUAUGAAAGAACUCUGUACCCCCGGGGCUUACCAAGACGAGUACUUGAAACACGCACGCUGCGUGAAGAUAUUCUGGGCUGAUUAUGAAAAGUGUAGCCAGAAGUAUGAAGUUACACUCACACAUCUGAAUGAUCAUCAGAAAAAUGAGCAGUAUUCUACGGAUCAGCGAGAUAUUAGCACGAGCCAUGAGGAUUAUUUGAGGACAGUUUGCUGCUCAUUCCAGGAGUUCAUGUCGUGCUCCGAAGAAACGGUACAGAGGACGUGCGGUGACGAGGCAGCCGUCUUCACCAGCAAGUUCCUUAAGCAGAUGGCUUCCAACAUUAUAAAGAAUUUCUGCUACGAAUACCGAGAUAAAGAAUGCUCCUCCCCAGAUAAAGCCAGCGCAACGUUCCAAAACCUCCAACUUGUUCUCAUCGCCCUUUCGGGGCACCUCGCGUUUAACGCCGGGAACCUAGUGCCAACGUAAACUAACCUAAAACAAUUUUAGGAAUCGAAUUUUGAAAUUAGAACAUUCGUGCGUGUGUGAGUGCAGUGAACUGUAAAUAGUGAGCGUUAUAAUGAUAGUGUUUUGUUAAUUUAAUAUUAUGCAUCACUUUGAAACGGUAGCUUAAUUAAUUUGCGCAUGCAAUGCCUCUUUUGCCUAGUUUUAUAAGAUAUGAUUUAUGAUCAUUAUAAAGCAUAAACUAUAUAGAAAAUUACUUCAACAAAUAAACAUUUUAUGCCGGUUUUGUGAGACUUCAAGGCGAAGCUAAGCUUAGAAAAUACUUCUGCAGAACGUUAAGGCAUUACCUACUUCAAAUAAGGUAUGAAGGCGGAAAAGGAAUGAGUUCUGAAAUGUUAUUAAUUCGAAAUGUUUUAUUACUAUAUGACAUUAUACCUACAUACAUAUUAUAGAAAUAUGGGUUUGUGCAAAUAUACCCUUGAAACGGAUAAGGGAAAGAGAUUUUAGUUAGGAUUUUUAAAGCAUUAAAUGCUAAUUGCAUGCAGCCAAACUAAACUAUUUAGUUUAGAAUAAGGUUUUAUUUCGUAAACUUGUUUGUUAGGGCUAUAUAAACAUUCACAUGAUAUGGAUGUCUAUGGUUCAUAAAUAUUUCUAAUAGUCUAAGCUCAAGGAAAUAUGAUAUUUAUCAUAAUCAGAAGACAUAGACAUUUUAAUUACAGAUGUAGUGCAUAAUUAUUUUCCUUCGUAUUUUCACGGAA